AUGAAGCCACAAGACCUUGUAUGCAACAAAUGUUGGGAUGAAUUCUUCAACACUGAGUCUUUCGAAAAAACAUGUACGGCCGAAGAUGAUCCUUACAUUCACCACGAGACAGAAGCAGUCUCCACCAUUGACGAAAUUACAAAUGCCUCAUCAUCCGGUUGCAACUGGUGCAGUUUUGUUGAGACCUUCUUGUAUGACUCAAAGCAUGGAAAAACACGUAUAAAAACGGUGUUGCUUCCUGGUCGGGAAAGACAUCAAGCUACACCAAGGGGCCGCAACGUGUUUUUUGUUCGCGUCUAUUAUUUAUGUGGGGAUGAAGAAGAAUUCGCGGAUACCCGUCGGAUCUAUGCCUUUACGUCCAGCAAAGAUGAAGCGUCAGCGCAUGUGACUGCACGUCCACUGAGACACGACGUAGGCAGCCCAGAGGGUAACCUUCAAAUGCAAUCGUGGCUCGCGGAAUGCAAAGGACAUGAGGGAUGUUUAGAUCCACACGCAGAGGCUACACUACCUACAAGGGUCAUCGAAGUCAGGCCUAAGGAUCAAAACGAGCCACGGGUCGUUGAAUCUGGAGGGCGUCGUGGAAGGUAUGCGACUGUAUCUUAUUGCUGGGGUAAAGCUCCCUUCGACACGCUCAACACGUCGAACUAUGCACAAUUCAUGGAGGGCUUUGACAAUAGAACGCUGCCUCUUACUUUCCAACAGGCUAUAGCUGUAACUCGCAGUCUCUCAAUUCCAUAUUUGUGGAUAGAUGCCCUUUGCAUCAUUCAAGAUUCUGAAAAAGACAAGAAUCGGGAGAUUUCAUCGAUGAAGGAUAUCUAUGCCUCUUCCACUUUGACAAUUGUCGCCGCCUCUGCACAAGAAGUCUCCGAGGGGUUUCUACAGGAUCGGCCUCAUAUAAAGCAAAGUUUUACAAUACCAUUCUGCUUAAAGCCCAACGUGUUUGGAACCUUCUCUUUCGGCAGCCUCGACGAUGCAUCAUACGAUGAGCGUUCCGAGCCGCUUGCAAAAAGGGCUUGGACACUACAGGAACAAUUGCUUGCUCAACGGACUAUCACCUUUGCUAGUCACACCAUGAUGUGGGCUUGCAAAGCUGGUACAAAGACCUUUGGUGAUUCGUUCCAUUACCCCUUCUACGACAGUAUGGACACAUACACUAGUCUCAAUCUGAACGAAUUAUUGAUGGACGACCAAGAUGCAUUGGCCGUGAAAUACGAGGCGUUGACCUGCUGGAGUCGACUUGUUUCAGCCUACUCGCUUAGACGUGCCAGUCUCGAGAAUGACAAGUUAAAUGCAGUCGCUGGAAUUGCACUCCAUGGCUCGUUUGCCCCAGCCCUUGGCCCAGGGUAUUAUGCCGGAUUGUGGACAUACAAGCUAGCGCUACAACUGACGUGGUAUGUCAGUUAUCACCACAGAAGCUUACCUGACGGUGAAAAACUCGAUUCGUACCGGCCAAAGACCUACCGCGCACCUUCCUGGUCGUGGGCGAGUAUUGAAGGUGGCAUGAUUCAGUUUGAUGAAGUAUUCGCGCCUAUAUACAAUACAGCUCCUAUUUGCAAAGUUUUAGACUGUUCAACAACGCCAAAAUUGGCCCAAAACCCCUUUGGGGAAGUUGUUGCGGGGCAACUUAAAGUACUAGGGUUUGUUAGAACCGCAUGGUUCUACCCACAGACCUCGAACCUUGUCUUGCUUCCUAUGUCUAAUGCUGAGGGUGGCGACGAAAGUAUAAUGUCACAUGAAGAAGGCUACAACAAGUACAUUGAGGACUUUAUUGCUGCAAACCCGAAUGUCGAUUUCAAGGAGGAUCCAGAGGUUCUGCACGGCACAUGGAACAACAACACUUCUGGUACUCGUGAUGAAACCCGAUUCACCGAACCAAUGAUUGUCUUUUGUCUUGCGAUAGCCUCAGAGGGUUUCACAGGAAAGGGCAUAUCCGGUUUGUUGCUCACACGAACGGACAAUGCGAGUCCAUAUACUAGAGUUGUUUCACAUAGUUACUAUUUACUAUAUUUUGCGUUUACUUGA
Molecule: messenger RNA, 2022 nt
Organism: Fusarium graminearum PH-1
Lineage: Eukaryota; Fungi; Ascomycota; Sordariomycetes; Hypocreales; Nectriaceae
Exons: 2
Coding region: 1-2022 (673 amino acids)
Source: RefSeq, a predicted model, not a curated record